GAUGGAGACCCAGACUGUGCAGCAGGAGCUGGAAACCCUUCCAACCACCAAGAUGGCUCAAACCAACCCCAUGCCGGGGUCCGUGGGGCCAUGGAAGAUAACCAUCUACGACCAGGAGAAUUUCCAGGGCAAGAGGAUGGAGUUCACCAGCUCCUGCCCAAAUGUCUCUGAGCGCAGUUUCGAUAAUGUCCGGUCCCUCAAGGUGGAAUGUGGCGCCUGGGUUGGUUAUGAGCACACCAGCUUCUGCGGGCAACAGUUUAUCCUGGAGAGAGGAGAAUACCCUCGCUGGGACGCCUGGAGCGGGAGUAAUGCCUACCACAUUGAGCGCCUCAUGUCCUUCCGCCCCAUCUGUUCAGCUAAUCAUAAGGAGUCUAAGAUUACCAUCUUUGAGAAGGAAAACUUCAUUGGACGCCAAUGGGAGAUCUGUGAUGACUACCCCUCCUUGCAAGCCAUGGGUUGGUUCAACAACGAAGUUGGAUCCAUGAAGAUACAAUGUGGGGCCUGGGUCUGCUACCAGUAUCCUGGAUACCGUGGUUAUCAAUAUAUCUUGGAAUGUGACCAUCACGGAGGAGACUAUAAACACUGGAGGGAAUGGGGUUCUCACGCCCAGACUUCCCAGAUUCAAUCAAUUCGCCGUAUCCAACAGUAGUGGAUUAAAAGCUCCAAGUAAGAGAAACCUUGCUAAGCAAUCUAGAAUGAGUUUUAUGUUAGCUGCUGAAAUCCACAAUAAAUGUCAUUAAAAAAAAAACAAC
Messenger RNA from Callorhinus ursinus (northern fur seal), 752 nucleotides. It is a transcript of the gene CRYBA1, whose product is annotated as crystallin beta A1. The record is from RefSeq and is a predicted model, not a curated record. Gene Ontology annotation, biological process: visual perception; lens development in camera-type eye. Lineage: Eukaryota; Metazoa; Chordata; Mammalia; Carnivora; Otariidae. Gene Ontology annotation, molecular function: structural constituent of eye lens.